AGUCCCCGCCUACUUCCAUAGUUGGUGGCGGUUGCUCGGUAACUAGUCACAGCCGCUCGAGGGCACGGGGCCCUGUUCCGGCUCGCGGCCCCAUGUCGUACUCGCACGCCCCCAAGCGCACGGGGCUGCCCCGCGCCGUGCUGAGGUGGCUGCAGAGCCUGGACCUGAGUUUCUUCCCCAGGAACUUCCGACGGGACUUCUCUAACGGCUGCCUCAUCGCCGAGAUCUUCUCCUGGUAUUACCCCGAGCACAUCCACAGCCACGGCUACGAGAACGGCGCCUCGCUGGCCACCAAGCUCAGCAACUGGUCCCAGCUCGGCCAGUUUUUUUCCAGAAGAAAAUUGAAGCUUGCGCAAGAACUAAUAGAUGGGACAAUUCACUGUAAACCGGGAGCAGCUGAAAUUUUGGUACAAGACAUCUACUCAAUGCUAACAAACGGACGAAUUAAAAAUAUUCAGGGUGAGGUUGACUUUACAGACCACUAUUAUCAGGAGCAGUUACCGAUGGUUGCCAGGUCAACAGCUUCAAAGGCUAUCAAGAACAACAUUCAGCUAACAGAAAUAAUGAUAGAGCCCAACGUUAACAAAAAUAGACAAAAGGUUAAUGCUAUCAUCAAUAUGCAUAUGCAACAGAGACUGGUAGAGAGGGAAGAGAACCCAAAGCGGUUUAACAUUAAACCAAGCUUGGCAGAGCGUGCAGUUCGUCAUCCAGCUGCUGUAGGUCCCUCUGGGAGUGCCGUUAACAUCAAAAGAGAGAAACUUUCUUUUAUAUCAAACGGACGUCCAGAAAUCAGAAGCAAAAGUGGUGGUCAUUUCAAAGAAAUCCAGGUGAAACAAGCUGACAGAUGCUCUUUUACUGUGGAUGUAUAAGUGCAGCAGCUCCAGGUACCUAGCCAAAAGGAUUUCUAACUGAAUAUUGGAAAAAAAAGGAUUGGAGGGACCUCAACCUUUGAAACUACAAGAUCACUUUAUCUCUAUAAUUCUUUGACCUAUCCAUUGGGAGAGAAUUGCCUGAUUGGUUCAGUGUCUGUUAAAUUAGAGCAUUAUUUUCUUCUAGUAAAUGCCCAAACAAAAUACAUAUUGGAAAUCGAUGUUUGUGAAGUGUGACAGUGAAAUCAUCAGUAAAAAGCAGUAUCUAAAAUAUACAUCACCUUAGUUUCCCCAUUGUUAGACAGCUUCCUUCAGUGACUUGCUAGCAUAGGUGGCUUGUACAGCUCAGUCUCCUCCUAGACUUGAUUACUUACUAGAUUGAAUUGUUUUUAAUAUUUCAAGUUCUUUGUCAGUGAAAUUUUCCAAUUUACAGAUUGCCGUGGUGCAAGAUGGGUAAUGAGGAUGGUGGUCAAACUUUUGCACAUUGUGAUGUGAUGAGGUUAAUAAAUUAGACAGUUAUAUUUGUGUCCUUUGUAUUUUGACUACGGUACAAUUGAUUCUUUACAAUCUUGGAUAUACGAUUAAUUUUUAGUAACUAUAUCAAAUAGUUUUGACAUGUUUUUUUUCAUUUUGACAAACAUGUGACUGUGGUAGAGACAUUUUAUUAGUUAACACUUAUUACAAGAACACUAGAUUACAAGAGAUUUUUUUUUCAGAGCACCUGUUACAGAGUAUAAAAGUAUAUGGCUUGAAAUAUUUUUCCUGGAAAGCUAUAGAGAAAUUCAGACACGGUUCAGAACAAAACACAAUUAUUUGAAGGUGAAGAUAUCAAAUGUUUUUUAAUUUAAAGGGGAAAUAACUAUAGUUGAGCACUUCUGCUUGACAAUGAAAUCACAUUUUAGCAAACAACCUGAAAUUAUUUUGGAAAACAUUGAUGCAGCUAGUGUUUUGACCGUCGCGACUACAUAUUGUAACAGUAAAUGCACAUUUUACAAUAUUUUGUCUUAUGUUUUUUCCCCCACAUAAGGUAAGGACUACCUUUAAAGCAAAUGCAACAUAUUUUUGUUCACAAGACUAUUAGCUGACAUAUUUCUAAUAUAAAAGUGCCCUUUGACUCAAUUUUUAUACUCUAACCCUAACAAUGAAAAAUAAUUUAUCUUCCUCAGGUGUCUAAAGCGGGAUUAGAUUUGUCUGAGGUUCACCAUUAAGCACAACUUCCACAAAUUGAUGCAGUUUUACUACAUAUUUAUAAUUAUUUAAAAGAUUUACGUACAGCAGUAUAAAUCUUCAGGAUAUUACCAACGAUUUAAAGAAUAGAGUGGCAGGUGAGUCAAUCCUUCAGAUUUCAAUUCAUACAGUUAAACAAACUUGGUGUUUAUGAUCAAUCCUCUCCAUCUUUUCUCAUCUGUAAGUGCCUAUAUUUCUUUUUACAUACACAUCAGCCAUACAAGGCACACCAGCCAAGAUAAUUACUGAUUGUGAUUCAACAAAAAUACCCUUCGUUAUUCACAGCUGGUGGGUUAUAGUUCUUCCACAAAUUAGGAUAAUGGAUCUUUUUCUGAUUCUAUCUCUCAUUCCCCAAACUCCAUAUAAUUAAACAAAGAGAAACAAAUCCCAAAUGGUAGAAGCAAUUAAGUGAUACCUAACUCUCUGAUAUCUAAAUAAAGGUGUAAAGAUGUGUACUGCUCCUUGCAAAACAAGGGCUAGUAGUUAGGAUGUACUAUUUCUUUGAGCACCAAAAACCUGUAAAAUAAUUCAACAACCUUUGUAGAAAAACUAUUAACUUUAAACUUAAUUUUUUUCCAUACUUUAUGGAAUUCCUGAGUUUAACUUCUCUGUAGCCUAGGGCUGAUCAUCAGCCUCUCUGUCUCAGUUUCCACUUAGUAAAAUGAGGACAUUCCUUACUACCUCAGGGAUAGUGUGAGAUUAAGUUUCAAGGCAUUUAGGAUGAGAAGGGUUAUAUCUUGUGGUAUUCCUAUUUUGUACAGGUUACUUAAACAUGUUCAAUCAUUUUACUACUCUUGAUAUCUUAACAGAAUAAUGUUGUUUGUUUGUUGUUUUUUAGGGGGAGGGGAUGGAGGGGAGGCAGGGGAAAGACAAAGUGAAGCUGAUUAGAACAGUGUCACUAACAUGCUAAUCAGGGAACCUAGCAAAAGGAUUUCUAAUGCUAUUUGAUGGAAGAACAAUUAUAUCUGUCAACAAUUGGUCUUCUAAUGCCUGUAUGUGAUGAUAUGCACAAUUUUUAGAAUAAAAAUUUUACUCAUUCUAUUGCCA
Messenger RNA from Dermochelys coriacea (leatherback sea turtle), 3143 nucleotides. RefSeq names its product spermatogenesis associated 4 (gene SPATA4). The record is from RefSeq and is a predicted model, not a curated record. NCBI's taxonomy places the organism in Eukaryota, Metazoa, Chordata, Testudines, Dermochelyidae. The transcript is spliced from 6 exons. Gene Ontology annotation, molecular function: microtubule binding. Bases 93 to 869 code for a protein of 258 amino acids. Gene Ontology annotation, biological process: negative regulation of execution phase of apoptosis; regulation of cytoskeleton organization. Gene Ontology annotation, cellular component: axoneme.